GUCACGUUGCACCUCAACGUGACUGAAGUCCAUGGGCUCGGUGCCAGAGGAAAACGUGAUGCAAACACUACACGAGAAUGUGUGUCACAUUUGCUGGAGAAGGGAAAUGGCCGCCAUUGCCAAGAUAUUUGACCUACUUCUAGCUGCGCUGAGGGAGAAGUGAGGCACUGGCGCGCAACAGAGUGCAGCAGCAACAGGUUGGAGCAGGAUCGCAGAGAGGGAAUCGGAGCUUUUUAGCAUCUUUAAAAAAGGGGAAAUGGCGUUUGCCUCUCCAUCAACAUCGACAGCAGAACCAGCAAUGGCGUCUGACUCGGAAAUGACAUGCCAGGGGGGCAUCGAGACUUUGAAUUUGAAGGUGGGGCCAGUGCGGAGGAACCUCUUCGGGCCCGUAGACCACCAGCAGCUGCAGAAGGACUUCGAGCGGCUGCUCUGCAUGAGCGUGGAGGUGGCCAACAAGCGCUGGAAUUUCGAUUUCCAGAGUGAGAGGCCGGGAGAGGGCUCCAACAUUGAGUGGGAGGAGCUUAGAUGCCAGGAUGUGCCCAUGUUUUACCGCAGCUGCACAGUUAGGCCGGCAGGGCUGCCACAGAGUAAAAAACAGAUUUCGUCUUCAUCAGGCGAGAGUUCCCCAAGGUCCAGCAGCCCAUCUGGGUCUGGGGAUGAGUACCUGGAGGUGACCACAAGGGGGUGCUACCGGCUCAAACGGAAUGGAAAACGCAGGCAGGCUGCCAUCACAGAUUUCUUCAGGGUGAAGAAGAGGAAGCUUCUGCAUUACAAAGCAUCGUCUCGGCAGUAGAGAAGCAGACUCAACGGCUGAUCACUUGGUGGUCGACAUCCUUCUUCACCUCACAUUGAUAUGUUUCAUAUCAUAUGUAUAUAUGUAGCAUUUUGUAACUGACUGUCCACAAGCUCAGAUGGGCUUAAAAACUCCACAUACCUUCAAUUCUCAGCACAAUGAAGCUACCAUUCCCCUCCUUAAUCAUGCUCAAGACCCUAGACACGGUUUUCGUUGAUAAUUACAAAUAUUCUAUAUUUUGUAUACUGUUUUCCUCAGCUUCUGACUAUACUGUGAAAUAAUUUUGAAUGCACUCUUAAUAACAGAAACAGGCUCUAGUUAUAAGAGGUUAAUUGUCAGCUGAAUGGGCCUUCAAUAGUAUUUGACCUCAUUCCUCGACCCGUUUUUCCUCCCUCUUGCUAAAAGUCAUAAGAGGUUUUGAUUAGAGGAGUUACUAUUCCUGGCUUCGUGUCACACUUUGCCUACAGACUCACCCCUGCGGCUCCGAGAGCACGAGUCGAGCCAGAGGUCAAAACCUCAGCCAGCGCUCGAAAAUUUGGCAACACGACUGUGAUUAGCUCCAGGUUAAAGGUCAACGGUGGAGGGUCAGCGGUUAAGUAAUUCAGUCAUUGUCAUACAAUGAGAGUAGAAAUGAUAAUGUUUCACAUCUGACUAUUUAUUUAUUAUCAACGAUGCUAGAUCGUUUUCAAAAAAAGAAAAAUUAAAGGAAAAAAUUACAAGCAAAGUGUAAAAUGAGGUAUUGAACCAACAUUUGUGGAAACCUUUGACUUAUGUGUUGGACUUUAAGUCAGUCACUUUUAAGUCAGUGCUCAUGUAGACUCCACCGUUGCCACUUAAAAUUUUGGCCCAUAAUUAUUUUAUACCAUCCCAACAAAGCAAGAAUCAUACAAACUAUAUUCCUUUUUUGCUUUGUAUUAUUUGCAUAAUGGGGCUGUAAAAACAUCUAUAUACUUUUUUGGCAACCAACCUUAUUUAGUGUUAGCUUUACGCUUGUACAAUGUAGCAUUUUCAGCUCUUUGCCUUCACAUGAUUUCCACCAUCCUUUUCUUCAUGAAGGUGUAGCGUUUUAUCACUGUGACGCAAGUCGGAGGGAUCGAAACUUUUGAUUCCAAUUUAUUUUUCCCUAUAAGAAGAGUUGAGCUGCUUAGCAUCUUCUGUCGCCACGCAGUUCUAUAAGUGUACAUAUGCAUAUAAGUGUUUGUGUGAAUGAGUUUGACUGGUGUUCAUUUUUAGGUGUCUCACAAGUUGUUGAAGUUGUGGCAGCUGAGGCAGUUGUACCAAAGAGGAAAUAGCUGUGCCAUUAAAUUAGAAACACAUCAUUUAUAACAAGUGGCUCACUGUUGAUAGGUCACAGAGGGAUUUGGUGACUCAAAUAGGACAUGCCUCCUCUUUUGUCCCUGCAGUCAUUCAAAUUUGUAUAUGAAUAUAAAGCCAUGCCCUAGAUUAAUCCACUCUUAACUACCUCAUCAAGUGAUUCAGUAAAACAAACAAGUUAUAGUCACGCAAAAUUUAAAACCAACAUAGCUCAGGUUGUUUAUGUCUACAGGCGAAAGAGAGACAGAGAGACCGACACAAAGGGGAGAGGGGGGUCUGAUUAUUGUGUUGUGGUAAAAGCUGUCGAGGUUUAGCACUCCGCGUUGAGUUUCACAUCAGGUAAAAGAGUCAGUGUGUCAGAGCGGGGCCCAGCUCCACGCAUAGGAAACUCGGCUCCCCUGAGGGGGGAGGGGGGAGACAACUUUUGUUGUUGCUCUCUGCCCUGCUCUGCUCUGACAGCUCUCCCAGAGACGGAGGAGCAGUAUUAGUGGGGGGAGGGACGAGGAAAACUUUAAUAGAAAACCAGAAAACGUCUCAAACCCCUUCUGGAUCAAAGGAUCUCAGCGGCCAGACAAGUGGCCCUCGAGUCAGACGUGCUUUUGUCUGCCUCCCUUUUAGAAGUCUACCAGUCUCUCUUUCAUGAAGCAGCCGCCUCAGUCUCUGCGAGAAAUUGGCAUGAAAGCAGUUGUUCAUGAUCAUGUUAUUCUUUCACGGCCAUAUUCCACAGCGCUAAAAAUAGCAAACACGGCUGUUUAGAAUCGUUUGAAUUUGUCAGGAUGACUUGUUUUGUUUGUCAACGUAUCUGUGUGUGUGAGUGAGAGCCAGUGUUUGUGUGCACCCAUCUUCUCAGUGCAUUUAAGAGGAAACUUUCAAAGUCUAUUAACUUAUUUUGAGUUUGUAUCAGUUGUUAAGUAGGGAAAUAAUUGUAAAUUCCUUUUUUUUUCUAUAACUAACUAAUUGUGUUAUUUCGGAAACUAUAUCUUUGCACUACUUUAAACAUUGACGAGAAUUAUUUUUUUAUGGUAAUCUUUAAAAGACAAAAAACAAAUACUUUCUCAGAAACUGGGGCACAGAUUAGGACUUUUCCGAACAUUGAUAAUAUAAUAAUAAUUUUAUUAUAUUACCCUUUUCCUCCAGUCAGAUCUGUCAUGCUGUUAGACACAGUGUAUAACAUAUAUUGUUAUUCUUCUUCACAUCCGUUUGGAGGAAAUAAAAUACAAUAAAAUUAAACUGGUAAAUGUCAAGAUUCAGCUGUUAGUCUCACUGGGCCCAGGCAAAUUUUGCUUACCUAAUUCACCUGUUGCAGCUAUAUUAAAGUGUAGCCUUUUAAAAAACAAAAAGUGUUGUAUAUGCAUGAAUGUAAUCUUUGUACACCAUUUGUAAUAAUUUUAUUGUAAAUUAAUACUGGUGUAUGUACCCUUGCAACAUGUAAGAAGUGUAUUUGUAUGGGAUCAGACUCAUCCUUUGUGAUGAUAUUUGUAUAGAAAAUACUAUAUAGUUGGGUUGUUGGUGCACUGUUGCCUUUUAUAUUGUUGAUUUCAUGGUGUGCUCAAAAUAAUAAAAUGUUAAUGAGAUUGAUAUAAACUACAA
Acanthopagrus latus (yellowfin seabream) is the source of this 3697-nucleotide messenger RNA. RefSeq names its product cyclin-dependent kinase inhibitor 1D (gene cdkn1d). Gene Ontology annotation, molecular function: cyclin-dependent protein serine/threonine kinase inhibitor activity. The transcript is spliced from 3 exons. Gene Ontology annotation, biological process: regulation of mitotic cell cycle; signal transduction by p53 class mediator. The record is from RefSeq and is a predicted model, not a curated record. NCBI's taxonomy places the organism in Eukaryota, Metazoa, Chordata, Actinopteri, Spariformes, Sparidae. Bases 257 to 793 code for a protein of 178 amino acids. Gene Ontology annotation, cellular component: nucleus.